AUGAACCAGCCUCGGAACAAGAAAGCCGAGGACCUCGCAGGCCCUGGUCCAGUGGCUUCAGAGGCAGGGGGCGAGGCGGCCGCGACCUCUUUCUGGCUGGUGGUGCUGGUGAACGAGAUCCUCUUGGGCGGCCUGGUGGUGUGUUACGUCUACGGCUCGUGGGACAGCCCUGGUUCCGCCCUCGAGCUCAUGAUCUGCACGGUGGACACCGACAUUUACGAGGAGGGUUAUGGGUGCGCUGGCAGUGACAUCAUCGCCGUGCGGUAUGCCAGUGAGCGCGCUACGGACCCAGCUUGUAUACAGGCGGCCAACUCAUAUCGUUUCUGGCGAGACCUGACGGCUGCGGAAAUGCUGGCGAUCGAUCAGACGGCGAUGGACUACUGCACGACCGCCCUGGCUGCAGACCAUCGGCGAUUCCGCCUGCCUGCUCCUGCUGGGCCGUUUCUGAUACCGCUGACCUUCGGCCCAGCCCGCGGUGCGGCCCCUGGCGCCGGCGCGGUGGUCGAUGCUGGGCCUGCAGCAGUUCCGCUGGCCGCCGCCCUGGGCGCCGCCGCCGUGGGCCCCGUCGCCGUGUGGGUGCUCAUCGAGUCCACGACAGCUGGGCCCUGUGGGACGGUGGUGGCCCCCCCGGCCAGCUCGGAGCUGAAAGGGUCGGUGGGCCUCAUGCCGCUGGGCGAAGGCUCGUGGGUGGCGAUCCGCUCGAUCUCGGGAUCGGCUCAGGAAUAUGCAGGUCGCGAUGCCGCCUCUGACGCUCGGCUGGUGGACAUCCUGGCGAAUCCCGCUGUGCUUGGAGGUCGGUUGCUGCGGCAGUGGCGCGACGCGGUGGCGAGCUUCACCGAGGAGGCGUUCGUAGAUUGGCAUAUCCCAGGGCCGAGAACAUGUCUGUGGUGCUGCAAGUACAUCGACAGGCGCCAGGGCGGCCCGCUAGAUCACUUUCGGUUCUGGAAGUCGACCCUGGGCCUGUCGGCAGACGACUACGGUGUGAACGACUACGAGGCUGGUAUGCGGGCUCUCUGCACUAUGGCUUGCUGGGAUGCUGUCGACUUGCCCAGUAUAGCUGGUUCCGAGCAGAUUCUUCGCAAGUGCCAGAUGUAUGAGUACGUUUACGUGAUGGACCGAGACCCUCACCACAGCUCUAGCAGUGCUGGAGACGGCGGCGGCGAGGGCGACGACAGGUGCAUUCAGAUGCACAUGGUGUCCAGUGCGCGCGCUCGGUGGUUCGUCGUGUCCAUCGGUGCGGUCAAGCUGAGUGGAUUGACUGGCUCAGGGGGCCUUGAGGAUCUCCGAGUUCUCAGCGGCCUCGCCGGCGAGAGUGCCGCGGUCGCCCCGAUCGACUUUGACAAGGUCAACGGCCUCUCGCUCGCUGCUGAAGGUUUCAAGCCCGUGCCGCUUGACUCGCUGGGUGGAGGUCGCGGCCGCCAGAUAGUUGGGCGGCCUCGUGACAUGAUGUUGUCCCAGUCUGAGGGUCGGGCUCGGAUCGAGUCUGAGGGCCCUCGGAAUCUGCGCACUGACCCGGCGCUCAGGAACCCCGAGCUGCAUGUCCAGCUCCCGCGGGUCCUGGAGCGUCGGAACCUCGCCGACUUCUGCGCUGCCAAAGCUUGCAGCGUGGGUGUGUUCUUCGGUUUUAUCCUUAGAAAGUUGCGGCUCAUCCUGGACGGCCGGCACGCCUCUCGGCAUUUCCAGGCCCCGACAAGGCGGCCCUCGCGUCGGGGGCGAGCUUGCGGGAAGCCCCGGGAAGCUAAUCGCGGUUGCCGAGGUGACCUGGCCGACGCCUUCGACGCGAUGCUGCUGCCGCCGGCUCUCCGACGGUGUUUCGCGCUGCCUGGAAUCCGGGCGGGCCAGCCGGGGCUCGACUGCGCCGCGGGCGGCCGACAGAUCGGCGGGUCGGACGUGGUCUACCCGCGCUUCAGGUGCCUGCCCAUGGGCUGCUCGUUUUUCCUCUGGAUCUGUCAGGCGAUGCUGGGGGCGACGGCCUUGCAGGUGACGGACGACGUGGUCCACGCCGAGUACGUGGACAACGCGCUCAGCCUGUCGACCAGCCCCGAGAUGGCCCGCGCGGCCGCCGCGGCCGUGGGCGCCCAGCUCCACGCGGCGGGUCUUCCGACCCGCGGAGUCGAAUGCAGCUUCGGGGACUCGGCGCCGGGCUGGCAGUUCGACGAGCUGUUCCCUAUCAUCGGCCUGAACCCAGCGCCGAGGUGGAAGCUGAGGCUCGCCUUCCUGGAGCUGCGCCGGAGGGGCUUCGACUCUGAAGUCGCUCUCAGCCUGUCUAGAUACAACGAGAGGUGGAGGUUCAAUGCAGAGCAGGAGGUUGAGGUGUCGCACCGAGCGCACGCUCUGAAGUCUGCGAAGUCUGCCGCCCCCAUCAUGCCGGGGUCGGACCCUGGCCUGCACUACGCCCCCAGGAAGCUUCAGGAGGUGGAGGAGGUGGGCUUCUGGACCUGGACAGGGGCGGUCGUCGCGGCGGGAGAUGAGCCGAGUGUGCCAGAGCGGAACUCCGCAGACCGCGAUUCCAGGAACUUGCCGGGCUUGGGCUACGCUUCGACGGCAGCAGGGGCGAGCUGCUCAGACGCCGGCGGCGCCGGCUGCAGCCUCUCGGCCAGCGGGGGGGGGCCUCCUGGCGAGGGGCCAGUGACCCUCGGCCCCCCGCCCGGCCGCGCCGUCGAGCUUGGUCAGGGGUCGAUCUUGGAGCUGAAAGCGGUUGGGGACAAGACUGCAGUGGACUAUCAGGUCCGAUACCACGCCUUCUUGAGCUGGGCUUCGGCUGCGAGGCUGCCGGCGACCGCUGACCCGGACUUGGAGGAGGCGCCCCUGGUGCACUUCGACCAGCUGUUCUUCGGCGGACACGACUUGCAGGACGGGUCGAAGCAGGUGGCGGCGAUGGCUCACUCCAGGCUGAACCUGACACCCAAGCUGGGCAACCUGCCGCGGGCCAAGCGGGCGCUGAAGGGCCGGGAGGCCCUUGUGCCUCCCCGGGCGCGGCUGCCCCUGCCAUGGCCGGCGGCGGCGUGGAUGGCGACCUGGAUGACGACGAACGGCUUCGCGGCGGCCGCCCUGGCUACUGCGUUGACGUGCGUCCUCUAUCUGUGGCCCGGGCCGAAGGCCAAGGAUUGCGGCAUCAGCCUGCUGCUGGACAACCCGGAGAUCAACUGGGCGGACCAGAUGCUGGACCUCCUCGUCGAAGGGCGGGGCGCCGAGCUCCCGCCGUUCGCCCUGGACACGAGGAGCCGGGUCCGGAUCUCCCCCACCGUGCUCCACCAGUUGCGCCACGGGGGGGCCGGCCGCGAGGCGCGGGCGAGCGCCCGCGAGUUCGGGGGCAUCAAGAAGCGAGGCCGCUGGUCGCGGGCACCGCGGCGCGUUCUCGCCUCGCGCGGGGCGCCCCGCGCCUUCGAGCUCGACGUGCGCCGCGAGCCCGCCCUGGGAGUGGCGCUGUCGCGCAUCGGCGGCGACACGGGCACGGACGAGGGGGAGAGGCGCACGCAGCUGAUCUGGCAGAACUUCCGCGUGAAGAACUGCACUUCGGCACACGCGGUCAUUCUGGGGAGCGAUCACCCGGAGUUUAUCGAGGGCAAGGAGGCAGCAGCAUUGAACAGCCAGGAGCUCUUCGAGAACGAGCUCUACCAGGCCGGCAUCGCUGGGGUCGCGCUCGACCGGCUCUGCACGCUGCACUCCCAUUACUUCGGCGGGGGCUUCGAGAAGAUAGUGGGCAAGAAGUUGCGGCAGUUUGUCAAGGAGAAGUUCGACUUCGACGACAAGACCGGCCGGGCCAAAGCCCCCACGAAGGCCCACCGCGCGGCGGGCGGCUGGCUGCUGCAGAGCAUCCCGAGGCUGAGUACCCAGGAGCGCCAGAUGCUUGCUGAGCUCGAAGAGAUGCCCACCUUCCCCGACGGCGAGCGCUCUGGCAAAGGCCAGGGGGCGGGCCGCUUCACCCAGCGCAAGCGCCAGGUGUCAGAGUCUGUCGCCAAGACCAUCACCUCCAAUCACAACACGUUGCUCAAGAUGUUGUCUUCCAUGCAGGGCGAGGUGGCAAAACAAUCCAGUGCCAUCGAGGGCCAGGUUCAAUCGGCGAUUGCCCCCAGGCUCGACUCGCUCAACAGGCGCCUCCAAGCCCAGCUCGACGAGCAGAAGCGCAGCAUCGACGCGCUGGAGGGCCGAGCUGACGAGCAUGACAAGUCCAUCCAGGAUCUUCAAGACCAGCUGGCGGAGCUACGUCGUCAGAUGGCCGUCGCUGAACAGACACCCAGGAAGCAGCUGGCUGCUCCCACCUCCUUCGACCGCGAGGAGGACACCACGAUCGUCGUUGCCGUCUCGCAGCGACCGACUACCCUGGCAUCAGUGGUCUCAUCGCUGCGCCCGUGGCUCGGCGAGAUUGGCUUUGAUGAUGAACAGUAUGAGAUCAAGCAGAAGGGCGAGUCCCCGGCCAGGAAGUUCGAGAUCUGCUUCUCGGGCUCGGCCACCAUCGCCUCGCGCCGUGCCAGCAAGACCACCUCGCUCCUCAAGGGACCCGAUGGCUGGAAAGAGUUCUGGGUCGACCCUCCAGGCGCCGAGCGUUGCCGUUUGCACCUGGGCCCCGACAAGUCGCCCAAGCGUAUCAAGACCGAGGUCACCCUGCGCAAGGCCAGGGCGAUCGUCGAGCUGCAAUACCCUGGCAAGCGAUUCUACUCCGACCGCGAGCAUGGCGUCCUCUCCAUUGGGUGGGACAAGAUCAUGCACGUCAAUGUCUUCCACGGCGACACCCCGCCCAAGAUCUACUGGGACUCCGCGCAGCUUGCCAAGCACGCCAUGGCUAUCGACACGCUUCGCAAUGCUGUCAAGGAGGUGCACCAGGACCACUUCCAGCUCGACUCGUUCUUCAGAUCGAUCGCGUCAGGCCUCGCGAUCCACUCCAGCUUCAUCUCCGACGCAGAUGACGGGCAUCGGCGGGGUGGGGUUGCUGUGGUGCUCCCGCCGUUGGCUUGUCAGGGCUUCUCCGCUCCGUCGUCAUCCUCCACUGUCCUGGUACCUGGCCGAGCGAUGCUAGUCCGUGUUUGGGAUGACUGCCGCACGCUCGACAUCUUCAACAUUCACAAUCAUGGUCUGUCCGCCCAGCAAGUUCGCGAAGUGGCUGCCGCGAUGCGAGUAUCGCAACGCGCUGCUGCCCUCGACCCCGACAUGUACACCACCUUUGUCCUCGGGGACUUCAAUUUUGCCACGCACGAGGCUCUCGCGCUCACUGCCCCCGCGGCGGCCGUGCGCAAGCUGUCGAAGUGCCACCACGUGCAGGCGCCCAAGUGGCGCCAGGCCCUCGCCCUCCUGACCGAGAUUGCGUGCGAGGACCCCACGCACUACGAGAAGUUCAACGACUCGUGCGCGACGAUCGACCGCGUCUUCUGCUCGAUCACGGGCUGGCAGCUCUGCCAGUUGCAUGUCCAGAUUGGCACGCUUGGCACGCCGGCGGCUGUCUUUGACAAAAAGAUCUCUGACCAUGCUGCCGUUGUUCUCUCGCUCGCCUGCCGCCCGCCUCGACCUGUGGAGUCCCGCCCCAUUCCCAAACACCUGUUCUCGGAGCCUGGUUUCAAGCGGCGCCUGGAGGGGCUAUGCUCCUGCAUCCCGUGGGACUCCAUGUCGCCCCCGUUCAAGGUUGAAAAGUACAAGGAGCUUUUGAAGAUUUCGGCCGCGGAGACCAGGGACACCCUCUUUCGGGACAGGCCGCAUCACCCGCACACCUGCCUCCUGCUCGCUCGUGCUCUGGCCCGUGUGGUUUGGAGGCAAGACCUGCGCAUGGCUGCCGGGCUCCAGGACUCCCACCCCCUGGCCAUUGACAUGAUAUCGAUUACCGACGGGAAGGUCGAGCUCCGCCACCCGCCGUCCUUCCAGGCUUGGGUCGACCAGGUCCAGACUGAGGCUGCUGAGUCCGCGAAGGUUCGAGUCCUGGGCCUCAGGAACUGUGACCUGAAGCUCAUCUCAUCCACCGUCAAUCGGGCGAUCCGACCUGCCCUGGUAUCCCUCGCCCCGCCGUGCCAGCGUGGAUUCAUACCGGGUAGGAAUUUCGGCAACAACAUCCUCGAGCUCGACGUGUCGAGUCGUCAGAUGUCGGUCGUACCUCACGGGUCUACCGAUAUCCCCGUGCUGUAUUCCUUGGACUUCGGCCAGGCCUUCCCGUCUCUGAAUCAGGACUUCCUCAUUCUCUCCCUUAGGGCCCUCAAGCUGCCCGAAGCAUUCGUGUCCUUCGUCACGUUCCUAUAUGCAUCGGUGGAAGGGGUUGUCUCGCACCUAGGUUCGCUAGUGCACAUCUUCUGGAUCCAGAGCGGCAUCAUCCAAGGUUGUGCCUUAUCGGGCACUCUCUAUGCGUUGAGUACGGCUGUCUUCUUGGUCGACCUGGCCUCUCGGGUGGAGGCCGCUGGCCUUGGCCUGGUUCGGGCCUGUGCUGACGACAUUGGGGGCACGUUAUUGGCCAUACGGCACCUAGUUCAUGUGUAUCGGGUUAUGCAGAUGGCCUCGGACAUGGCCAACCUCGCCCUGAAGGUCUCGAAAUGCAAGAUUGUCCCGCUGUCUGACAGGUUCUCGCCCGACCUCUCAGCCACAGUCUCCUUCUGGGUCUCCCAUCUGGUCCCCGAGUGGAGCUCGUUCGAGGUGGCUCCCAAGCUGCUCUACCUGGGCCUCUGGCUGGGGCCUGCUGUUGUUCCGUCCACUUGUUGGAUUGACCCCGUCGCCAAAUUGCGUCUCAGGGCCCAAGCCAUCGGGCGGGGAACCACUCCUGCCAGCCUUUCCGCUACACUGUGCAAUACUCGGGCCGUCACGACCAUAUCUUACGUUGCCCAAUUCUGCUGGCCGCCAUCGUCAGUGUUGCAGCCUGAGUUGGCGACGCUCGCGCAGGUGUUCCGCAUCCCGCUCGGCACUUUCGCCCUCGACUUCUGGACGCAGAUCGCUCAGUGGGGCGGCCCGCGCUGCACGCGGUGGGGGCACCUGGCCGUCGCCACCAUCACUCGAGCUGCGCUGCACACUUUCCCAGGCUGGGAGAGGCUCCUCCAGCAGUUGCGGGACCACGCGCGCUCCGCCCCGUACGAUGCCACCCUGUCCAUGCUGGCGACCGGCAAGCCGUACCCGUCCUUCUGGUUGGCCCCUGCCUUUGUGGAGAAUUUGGCGCUGGCCGCCGCUGGCACCCCUCCCCCUGGCCCGCUGGCCGUCUUUGGUGCUCGUGCUGCCGACGCUGCGCUGGCUGAACUUCGUGAGAGCGGCCGACCUCGUCCUCGACCUCAGAGAGCUGCUCACGAAGCGCUGCGGGCCUUUGCGAUGCUGAACAAGCCCAUCACUGACCUCUUCGUGCUCCGCCUGAGGAAGUUCGCUGGCAGGUCGGCGGGCCUCCUUCCGAACAUCGACUGGGGCGAGUGCAAGAGCGUCCUCGCCCGCUGCCCGUGCUCGUGGGCCAUGGCCGUCCUGCGCACUUGGUCUGAUGGCUGGAUGACUUCGGCCCGUAUCAUCUCACCUGACGGCCAGAAGCACUGCGUAUUUGGUUGUCUAGGCAAACUCGACUCGUUGAGGCACUACGCGAGAUGCCCUGUCAUGCACCGUGCCCUUCGGCAGGCUCUCGCGAGACCGUUCCCGCUCCCGUGGAUGACAAGAUGGGGCCUUUCUGAACCCUCGCUGGCCACCUUCUCGGCGAUGGCUGCCGCAUACAGCAUGUACAACGAAGCGAGGCUGGCCCCCGUGUGGCCCCUGUCCCCGCCCCUCCUCCGCAGCUGUGCUCUCGCUGGUGUACGUUCGAUGCAGCUCGCGUCACCGCUCAAGUGCUCGGAGAUCGACCGCGAGCAGCUCGGCCGACGGGGCGGCCCCAUCUACAUCAAUGACUUCGAGAACUUCACGGAUGGCGCCCGCCUGCUCAUCAAUUUCGCCGCCGGCCCCAAUUUCGCCCUCCUCUUGUGUGACGCCCUCCCCACCAGUGACGCUGUCGUCUACGGGUUCGUAUGCCUCGUCGCCUCCCAUCGGUACGGCGUCGGCAUCUCUUGGGACGAGAGCCACACGGUGGUGGACAUUGACCUGCAGGCCGUGGUGGUGAACGACAAGGGGCAGAUCAUACCCUGA
Prorocentrum cordatum is the source of this 8058-nucleotide messenger RNA. NCBI's taxonomy places the organism in Eukaryota, Dinophyceae, Prorocentrales, Prorocentraceae. The record is from the annotation of a GenBank genome assembly.